AUUAUGACUUGACAUAACAAGAAACACGAUAAACAACUACAGCUUGCAACUCAUUACAGAAUAUUUGUAGUUUAGCACACAUGGGAGAGUGAUUUCUAGCUCGCGUCCUCAGUGCCCGUGUUACUUGCAAGGUUAAAACUCCGGUCCAAUAUUACAUAACUCAAAAUACAGUCAGUCAUUACUCCAAAGCGGUAUAAUUAAGACCACUCAAAUGUGAAAAAAGUUUCGUGAAUUUAAUACAAAAAAAUUAAUAAUAUAACCAAAACGAUAUUAUGAGUAAAGCAACAGAAAUUAGAGUUUCACGAUGGUACUUCGGGGGUUUGGCUUCAGCUGGAGCAGCAUGUGUGACACAUCCGCUAGAUCUUUUAAAAGUUCAAAUGCAAACACAAAAAGGAAAAAACAUCUCAAUGUUGAAGCUUACUGGAAUUGUUUUAAAAAAUCAAGGAGUAAUGGGCCUUUAUAAUGGCAUAUCAGCAUCUCUCCUGAGGCAACUCACUUAUUCAACAGCUAGAUUUGGUAUUUAUGAGAUGGCUAAGCAACAUUUGGCACCGAAAAAUGGUCAACCCAUAUCAUUUUUCAUGUCAGCAUUCCUAGCAGGUCUUGGUGGGUUCGCUGGAGGUUUUGUGGGAAAUCCAGCUGAUUUAGUCAAUGUUCGGAUGCAGAAUGAUGUUAAACUCCCACCAGAACAGAGAAGAAACUACAAGAAUGCUAUUCAUGGUCUAUGGAAGGUAGCUACGGAGGAGGGAGUGCUGCGUCUAUGGGCUGGCGCCUCCAUGACAUGCAGCCGCGCGGUCCUCAUGACCAUUGGUCAGCUAUCCUUCUAUGACAAGAUAAAAGAACUCCUGCUAUCAACUGAGUACCUAGAGGAUAAUGUCUUCACACAUGUUACAUCCAGUUUGUUAGCGGGUGGUAUCGCAACAACUUUGACUCAGCCUGUUGAUGUAUUAAAGACAAGAGCAAUGAAUGCCAAACCUGGAGAAGUGAAGAGUAUAUUGACCCUUGUAGUUGGAACAGCUAAAGAGGGUCCACUAGCUUUCUUCAAAGGAUACAUUCCAGCGUUCGCAAGACUCGCGCCUCAUACGGUACUCACUUUCGUAUUCCUAGAACAACUUAGAAUUAAUUUUGGUACAAUCAAAGUGUAAUCUUUUUGAAAAGACCAUGGAUAAUUUGAGAAAAUAUAGUCCCACAAGUUUUUAUGGCAAUUUUUUGACAUUGACAAGUUUUUAGGGUUACCGGUGAACAACCUAACUUCUUUUGAAAGUCCAUGUUGCAACUUCAAGCGUUUGAUUUGCAACUUAUGACCUGAGAUUUCAUAGUAAUUCCUUACUAUUUAAUUUGAUAUAUUUUGACAUAUUAGCAAAUUAAUCUAUGUGUACAUGUAUCAUGCAUGAUAUUAUUAUGAAUUUGUAAAUUAUGAAAUGGCAACAUUAAAACAUACAGUUGCCAUUCUCUUAUUGGUCAAAACAUGAUGCUGUCAAAAUGACAUUGUGAGUUCACAUAUAUUCCGUCUGCCUAAAAAUCCUUGUGGAACUACACUUGAUUGUUGAUAUAGAUGUAGGUUUGGACUGUAUUUUUAGAUUUUUUAAACAAAACAUUAAUCUCAAGUAGUGUAAUCUGUAUUUAUACAUAUUCAAGUGUUCAAAAUAUAACAAUUUAGAAAUAUUUAAUCAUUUUUUAAACUAUAUAAAAUUUACAAGAUUUUGUCUUAGAGUUGGUAGUUAGAUUAAUAUGUCCAAAUAAUGUUUUCAAAGAAUACAAGGGUACUAAGUUUUUAAUAUUGUGGGAUAACUGUUUUGCAGUAGUUUAUGAUAAAUAGUAGUGUGUGUUAAAAGAUUGCUUAUAAAAAUGUAGAUGAUGCUUUGCGUUUUUUUUUCUUAAUUUAUUCCAUUAAGCUUUGCAUUUUUUUUU
Messenger RNA from Papilio xuthus (Asian swallowtail), 1908 nucleotides. It is a transcript of the gene Dic1, whose product is annotated as Dicarboxylate carrier 1. NCBI's taxonomy places the organism in Eukaryota, Metazoa, Arthropoda, Insecta, Lepidoptera, Papilionidae. The record is from RefSeq and is a predicted model, not a curated record. The coding region runs from base 273 to 1142 and encodes 289 amino acids. The transcript has 6 exons.